This is a messenger RNA of Zerene cesonia (dogface butterfly), 3313 nucleotides long. It is a transcript of the gene Mct1, whose product is annotated as monocarboxylate transporter 12. NCBI's taxonomy places the organism in Eukaryota, Metazoa, Arthropoda, Insecta, Lepidoptera, Pieridae. The coding region runs from base 600 to 2231 and encodes 543 amino acids. Gene Ontology annotation, biological process: monocarboxylic acid transport; transmembrane transport. The transcript is spliced from 7 exons. Gene Ontology annotation, molecular function: monocarboxylic acid transmembrane transporter activity. The record is from RefSeq and is a predicted model, not a curated record.
CCGGUGGCCGCCGACAGCGCCGCGCGCGGCAGUUUCUCACACCACGCAUAACCUUAAUAACUAGGUUAAAUAUGUUCCAAUAAUAAAUAAUAAAUAUUCGUGUUGAAAUAUAAAAUUAUCUGUUUCCUAAUACGCAGCAGUAGAAGAUUCCUAUUCAAGUGUUCUUAUAUAUUAAAAACAUUUUCAAUAAUACACACUUACCAAUAAACAUUGUCAAAACAAUGAUAUUGAUUUACGUUUCAAAUUUAUUUCAUGAUAACUGUAAUCGUUAUUCAAACAACUGUUAAAGGAUUACCUACAAAGAACAGGAAUGAUAUACAAGCAAUGCACUACAGCAUCAUGAAAACGAGAUAAUGAUAAUUUUCAUACUCUUUAGACGCUUCGGCGCUUCCUCCUUCCUUCCAAAAUAGAAUAAAAACUAAUCAAGUGAUAAGUGCCUCUAUUUUCACAAGAUUUAGAGUAGCAAAUAUUUCAAUAACCAUAUCUUAUCGACAAUAUUCUCAAAAUAAGUUUACAGCAUUUCACUUCGACUCGAAUUACGCUUCAAUUCAUAUCAAAGGAGAAAACUUGUAAUAGUGCCAAAGAUAAAAUAGUUGAAAAUGUCACACGGAGGAGUAAAGACCACGAAGAACGGCAAUGGAGCGCAAGUGGAGUCGUCGAGAGAGGGGUCUGAGAGCCUUGCGCCCCCUCCCGACGGCGGGUGGGGGUGGAUGGUCGUGUUCGCUUCAUUUAUGAUACACAUCGUGACCGAUGGCAUGACCUAUUCGUUUGGCGUAUUCUAUGCAGAGUUCCUGACCUACUUUAAUGAGGGCAAAGGCAAGACUGCGUGGAUCGUGUCUAUCCUCGUCGGGGUCACCCUUAGCUCAGGUCCGAUAUCAAGUUCAUUUGUAAAUCGAUGGGGGUGUCGAUCAGUAACAGUGGCGGGCGCUAUGCUCUCAGCAGUCUGUGUCGUGAUAUCAGCGUUCGCCAACAAUGUCACCACGCUCAUAUUCACGAUUGGAGUAGGCACUGGCGUUGGCUUCGGUCUCAUAUACUUGCCUGCGAUCGUUAGCGUUACUGUGUGGUUUGAACGUUACAGGAGUCUUGCCACUGGCAUAGCUGUAUGCGGAUCUGGCCUAGGAACAUUCCUCUUUGCACCAAUUACAUCCGCUUUAAUAUCGAACUAUGGAUGGCGAGGCGCAAUGGUCAUUAUCGGAGCAUUUAUAUUAAAUUGUAUUCCAUUAGGACUCAUGUUUCGGCCAGUACCUGAACGCCCAAGAACCCCCGUAACGGAACCAAUGUUACCACAACAAAAUAAAUCGCCUCUGAAAAGAUCUCAAAGUACAGAGCACGUUGUACGAGCAAACGGUAAAAUAGAAGAGGAUGUGGCUAGGCUUACUCUAUCGCAGCCAGCAUUGAAUAAACCACAAGAGCAAAGACACAUGAGUUCACGUCACGGAAGUGGUAUAAUGCAGCGCCCAGACGUGUUGUACCAAGGAAGUAUGACAAGUUUAGCGCGACUCAGAGGACCAUCCAUGGAAAGAUCUCAAGUAUCAAUGAAAAGAGAAGAACGAGAAACGCGAUGUGGCUGGCUUCCAUGUUCAGACGAGUUCAAAAUCGCCUUAUCAGAAAUGCUUGACGUUUCACUUCUUAUAGAUCCUAUUUUUAUAUUAUUUUCACUAUCAAACUUUUUAACUAGUAUAGGAUUUUAUAUACCAUAUGUCUAUACAGUGCCUAUGAGUGAAAGCUUGGGCAUAGAGAAUCCGCCAUAUUUGAUCUCUAUCAUAGGUGCAUCAAAUUUAGUAGGAAGAGUCAUUCUUGGAUAUAUAAGUGAUAAACCGUGGGUUAAUCGACUAUUGGCUUACAAUAUAUGCCUUACCAUAGCCGGAAUAAGUACGGCGUUGGCUAUGGCCUGUUGGGAAUUUUGGGGUUUGGCUCUUUAUGCAACUGCAUUUGGCUUCACUAUUGGUGCUUAUGUUGGGCUCACUUCAGUGGUGCUAGUAGAUCUCUUGGGAUUAGAGAAAUUAACAAACGCAUUUGGGUUGCUCCUACUGUUUCAAGGGAUCGCAUCUCUUAUUGGUCCACCGUUUGCAGGAUGGCUUUACGACACAUAUAAAUCAUAUGCGCCCGGCUUCUACGUCGCCGGUGGCACUAUUUCCCUGAGUGGCAUCAUACUAUUCCUAAUACCUGUACUCGAAAGGAGAAACAAUAGGAGUAGAUGGAACCAGAAUACAGACAUGGAGAGCAUUUAGCAGGAUAAGUUCAGAGGGACUAAAUAUGAGUACCCCGUUAUUGUACUCUGCAGUCCCUCAACACCGUCCUCCAUUACCUCCACUGAGGACACAUAUAGCAACAGGGUAUAUACAACAACUUUAGACGAUAAUAUCGAUUUUAUAAUAGAAACUGAAAAAAACUGUGUGAUCAAUAACUCUAGUGAAUGUGAUGACAUUUUGGACGAUAAUUAAGCCCAUUCCAAAGAAAAAUGUGAAAAAAGUGCGCGUAAGUAUGAUAAUAAAGUGUAAAAAUAAUAAAUUAAAUAUGUUUAUCGAAAAAAUAUAUUGUGUAAAAUAUAGUGUGAUUUAAGUAAGGUUAAGUGACUGCAACAAAUUCAUUAUAGUAAGUGUUAAAAGAAAAAAUAUUGUAAAGUUUGUUAUGAUUUACUUGUGCGAUAAAGUGUGAGUUUCUUCAACAUACCUAUUUUACACGAAUCUUAUCAUAGAAUGUUGAACAAAAUACAUAUCUGUCAACUAAAUUUUUCUCGAAUACUAACUGCACUGUAUGAUUGUUUGCGAUGAGUAUGUAUAAAAAUUUUAAACAGUAUAUUCAUUUAUAUACUAUUAAAAAAUAUGAAUAUGUGAAAAUGUAUUAUAGAUAAGAAUUUCAAAAUCUGUGAAAUUACUGCAAACAAGGGAACGGUGUAAAUCAUAGAUGGCCUUAUUGUGGACCAAACAUGUACGUAGAAUUUAACAAAAAGGAAUGUAAAUACUAAAUAACUAUCACUUAGAUUAAUGACAGUUGAGCAACGUUUACAAAUAUUAUCCGAUAAGUACAAUCUUCCUCAUUUUACUAUAAAAUGUAAGUUUAUAAAUCUUCCAUAAAUUUGUACUGGAGUUUGCAAUAAUGGUUUUGUAUAAUAUUUGAUUAGACUGACUAAAAUAAUAUCGUACAAAAUUCAUCUUGUGUAAUUUUGACUGAUUGUUCAUCUUGAUUACGGUUACCUGAUGUUUAAAGUAAAGUUACCAUUAUUAUAAGAAUAUUGGCGUUUGUUUUUUAAACCUUAUUGAUUGCUUCAUUCGUUACGAAAUAAUAAAAACCAAUUUUGAAUAGGUUAAAU